Molecule: messenger RNA, 2127 nt
Organism: Coregonus clupeaformis (lake whitefish)
Lineage: Eukaryota; Metazoa; Chordata; Actinopteri; Salmoniformes; Salmonidae
Product: synaptotagmin-10-like
Exons: 7
Coding region: 87-1736 (549 amino acids)
Biological process (GO): cellular response to calcium ion; regulation of dopamine secretion; calcium-ion regulated exocytosis
Cellular component (GO): membrane
Molecular function (GO): phosphatidylserine binding; calcium-dependent phospholipid binding; syntaxin binding
Source: RefSeq, a predicted model, not a curated record
UGCGCAGUGGAUAUGGAUGUGGACGCCUCGUGCGCUCUGAUCUUUGGCGUGGAGAGCCUGCACUCAGCGGCGCGCAGGGUGGCCAAAUGAAUCAACGCCCUCCAGGCUCCUCCAGCGUGCAAUGGCUUAACAGGAGAGACAUGAGUGUCCGAACCGAGGACAACAUCAGCUUGUGCCAAAGGGCCCUUCAGAUCGUUACGGAGCUCUGUCUAGCGGGGCAUGUAGAUGGGGAGAAAUGCUCGGCUAUAUUUCCCUUGGAGAGCAACAUACCAGACAUCUCUAUCAGUCUCCUUGCUGUGGUCGUGGGUUUCUGUGGACUCGCCCUGUUGGUAGUCUCUCUCUUUGUCUUUUGGAAGCUGUGCUGGCCCAUCUGGAGAAGCAAGGCCCUCUCGUCCCACGCCGACAAUGGCCCCCGGGUUGGGCUCCCAGAGGCCCUUCCGCCGGCCCCCCAGCCCAUCACACCCCUCCACAAGGUGGAACCAGUGGAAGAGGAGAAGAAGCCUGUGCCAGUGGUGAAGGUAAACGGGCGGUGCAGCUCCGUGAAGCUGCUGGAGGCAGCCAUGAAGAUCAGCCAGACGUCCCCGGACAUCCCUGCCGAGGUGCAGAUGGCCCUCAGGGAGAGGCUGGGCCAGCAGGCCAAGAUCCAGAGGCAGACCACCGACCCCACCUCGUCCUCCAGGCACAAUUCAUUCCGCCGCCAUCUGCCUCGCCAGAUGAACGUGACGAGUGUGGACUUCAGCAUGGACAUGCUCCCCAUCCGCCAGUCGUCCACCGUAAGCAUCGGCCGCAUCAAGCCCGAGCUCUACAAGCAGAAGUCUGUGGACUCCGAGGACGGGACCCAGGAGCCGGUGGAGACGUGCGGUAAGCUGAGCUUCUCCCUGCUCUACGACUACGAGGAACAGGCGCUAAUGGUCACGAUCCUCAAAGCCCUGGAACUGCCGGCCAAGGACUUCACUGGCACCUCCGACCCUUACGUCAAGAUCUACCUGCUGCCAGAGAGGCAGAAGAAGUUCCAGACGCGUGUCCACCGCAAGACGCUCAACCCCACGUUCGACGAGGCCUUCUUCUUCCCCGUGGAGUACGACCAGCUGUGCAACCGCAAACUGCACUUCAGUGUCUACGACUUUGACCGCUUCACCAGCCAUGACAUGAUCGGCGAGGUGGUGGUGGACAACCUCUUCGAGCUCUCCGACCUCUCGAGGGAAGCAGUGGUGUGGAAGGACAUUCACGCCGCGACCACGGAGAGUGUGGAUCUGGGGGAGAUCAUGUACUCUCUAUGCUACCUGCCCACGGCAGGACGGAUGACCCUGACCGUCAUCAAGUGCCGGAACCUCAAAGCCAUGGACAUCACUGGCUCCUCAGAUCCCUAUGUAAAGGUUUCCCUGCUCUGUGAUGGACGGAGGCUGAAGAAGCGGAAAACCACCACCAAGAAAAGCACUCUGAACCCAGUGUACAACGAGGCCAUAAUCUUUGAUAUUCCCCCAGAGAACGUGGAACAAGUCAGCCUGUCCAUCAUGGUGAUGGACUAUGACCGGGUGGGCCACAAUGAGGUGAUAGGUGUGUGUCGGACGGGGCCAGAUGCUGAGGGCCUGGGGAGGUACCACUGGAACGAGAUGCUGGCCUACCCACGCAAGCCCAUUACACACUGGCAUGCCCUGGGAGAGUGGCCAGGAAGAGCGACAAGCUUUGAGAGCCAGGGGUCUUGUCCUUCCCCCAAACCUCCACAGACUCCAUAGGGAACACAAAUGGAGCCAUGUGACCUGAUAGCAGAUUAACUAGAUGUGUACAGCUGUAGUAACCACAAUUCUGUCACUUACAGAAAUGUCCAAUGCCACCAUCCGACUCAUCCAGAUGACAGCAUUAUAGGUUGUGUUUCAUCAUCUAGGCCUAUUGCAUUUUACAACAAAGUAUGCUGGAAAGCUGGCAAUGUCGUCUUAAUCAUCAUCAAUCAGGACUCUACAUUACAGCGUUAUGACACAAACAACAUUGGCAAUGAAAUUAUGUCUUGCCGGAUGGGUUAGCCUACUUUUCAGUUAAAGGCCCAGCGCACUCAAAAUUCUGUUUUUCCUGUGUUUUGUAUCAUUGUACAACAGCUGAGGAACUAACACUGUAAAAGUAUGAAAAAAA